GGAGGGCCUGAGGGAAAGCAGGUGGCAGCCCAGAGAGCAACAUCUGUGCGUGUUCACACAAGCUCUGUGCUCUCCACUGCGCUCAGCACUGGGGAUACUUGUCUGGGUGAGAGGGGAGCUUUCUGCCACCCUGCUGUGUGAGAAGCACCAAGAUGGAUGGGAGGCUCUUAGCCCAUCCCCUUUCCUCUGCUUUUCCCAGCCUCAUAAGGAGAUCCUGAUCUCUCGAAAUGGCCAGCGAGGCUUUGUCGGAACCAGGAGCCACAGGAGAGAGCUAGACACAAACAGGGAAGCACCACAUAUAUUCAGAACCUAAAAACUAAUCUGCGGAGAUGUCUGUGAAGUGAGCCAGCUCCCAAGCACAGGAUCAAGGGAUGGUUCGAGGCUGCCAUAUCUUCUCUCUAAUGUUUUGUCCCUGCACCCCACUUCAUCAGAGAGAUGCUUAGUUCUGUGCCUGCUCCCUUCGGCCCAGCCUUCUGUUGGUGACACGCUUGCGCUGUCCCAGUGAAGGUUACCUGGGCUGCUGGAGUCAUUCCCUUACAAAAGCGAAGGAGGAGGGAGUGAUGAAUGAAUGAGAUUAUGCUGCCGAAGACAGAGCUGGAAGUGAUGUACAACAACUGAUGCUUUGCACAAUUUGCAACCAGGCAAGUCAUUCCAGAGCCAAUAGGUCCCUCCUUGCAAGCAGAGAGAAGCUGGGCUCUCUUCUUAGCUGCUAAUUGCUCGGCUCAGCAGCAAACCAGUCUGUGCUCAGAGCAUUUAGAGGUUUUGGGUAGUAGGCUAGAAGACCAAGGGCUACAAUGGAAGAGAAUGUGUUCAGCGUGCAGCAGAUACAGCCCAAUGUCAUUUCAGUGAGACUCUUUAAGCGCAAGGUUGGGGGUCUCGGGUUCCUGGUGAAGGAACGUGUCAACAAGCCCCCAGUAAUCAUCUCCGACCUGAUCCGAGGAGGGGCAGCUGAGCAGAGUGGCCUCAUCCAAGCAGGGGACAUUAUUUUGGCUGUCAAUGGCCGGCCACUGGUGGACGUGAGCUAUGAGAGUGCCCUGGAAAUCCUGAGGAGCAUCGCCUCGGAGACCUAUGUGGUUCUGAUCCUGAGAGGUCCUGAGGGCUUCACCACACACUUGGAGACCACCUUUGCUGGUGAUGGGAUGCCAAAGACUGUUAGAGUAACCAGACCUUUAUGCCCAGCUGCAAAAGCAGUCGACUUGACCCAUCCAAGCAUCCACAGCAGAGACCUGCAGCAGGGUGCAGACCAUCUCAUGAGCUCCGCUAGCUCGACAUGGGCCAGAGGGAACGGGCAGGAAGCAGAGUCCCUUGUGCACAUCAAUGGUGUGGUUGCCAGCACCAAAGGCGAGGACUCUGUGAAAGGAAGGGACAAUGCCAGCAUCAAUCCUUGCCUGAAUGGUGGGGUCGAAAACAAUGAGCUACUAAAAGAAAUAGAGCCAGUCCUGAAACUCCUGAAGAGCGGCAGUACGGAACUCAAUGGUGACGUGCCAACCAAGGUGGAGACAAGAGAUGUUGAAGUCCAGGUGGACUGUUUCAGGGAAGUGGACAGUAAGUCCCAGAAACCCGUUCAAGCCGGGAUGGAAAAUGAUAGAGUUUUUAAUGACCUGGGAGGGAAGAGCGACACGCCCAUCGUCCUGAACAACCCCUACUCGGAAAAAGAGCAGCCACCAUCAUCUGGUCGACAGUCCCCAACUAAGAGCUUGGUGAAUGGAAGCCCUUCUAAGUGCCCACGGUUUGCCAAGGUCAAGAACUGGGAGACUGGUUCAGUGCUUCACGAUACCUUACAUCUCCAGACAGCCAUGGCCAGUGCGUGUACAGAGCAGAUCUGCAUGGGCUCCAUAAUGACGCCCACCCAGCAUAUCCGGAAGCCAGAAGACACCCGGACAAAAGAGCAGCUGCUCUCCCUGGCUAAGGACUUCUUUGAUCAAUACUACUCUUCCAUAAAGAGGUUUGGCUCCAAGGCCCACGUGGAGGGGCUGGAAGAAGUGACCAAGGAAAUUAAAGCCACAGACAGCUACCAGCUCCGGGACACAGAGCUGAUCUAUGGCGCAAAGCAUGCCUGGCGCAAUGCAUCUCGCUGCGUAGGCAGGAUUCAGUGGUCCAAGCUACAGGUGUUUGAUGCCCGAGACUGCACCACAGCCCAUGGGAUGUUCAAUUACAUCUGCAACCACAUCAAAUAUGCCACCAACAAAGGCAACCUCAGGUCUGCUAUCACCAUAUUUCCCCAGAGGACAGAUGGCAAGCAUGACUUCCGAGUCUGGAAUGCCCAGCUCAUCCGCUAUGCUGGUUAUAAGCAGCCAGAUGGUACCAUUCUGGGAGACCCAGCCAACGUGGAGCUCACGGAGAUCUGCAUCCAGCAGGGAUGGAAGGCACCCAAGGGGCGAUUUGAUGUCCUGCCACUCCUCCUCCAGGCCAACGGCAAUGACCCGGAGCUCUUUGAGAUCCCACCGGAGCUGGUGCUGGAAGUACCCAUCAGGCAUCCCAAGGGAAGUUCCCCACCCCAUCAGGAUCCAGCUAGCUGGCUGACCUCACCGUGUGCUCGGCAGGUUCUGAAGUGGUACGGUUUGCCAGCGGUGUCCAGCAUGCUGCUAGAGAUCGGAGGCCUGGAGUUUACUGCCUGCCCUUUCAGCGGCUGGUACAUGGGCACUGAGAUUGGCGUCCGAGAUUACUGUGAUAACUCUCGCUACAACAUGCUAGAGGAAGUAGCCAAAAAGAUGAAUCUGGACAUGCGGAAAACCUCCUCGCUGUGGAAGGACCAGGCACUGGUGGAGAUUAACAUCGCUGUUCUGUACAGCUACCAGAGCGACAAGGUGACCAUUGUGGACCACCACUCGGCCACAGAGUCCUUCAUCAAGCACAUGGAGAACGAGUACCGCUGUCGUGGAGGCUGCCCUGCCGACUGGGUGUGGAUCAUCCCCCCGAUGUCCGGCAGCAUCACCCCCGUCUUCCACCAGGAAAUGCUCAAUUACCGGCUCACUCCCUCCUUCGAGUACCAGGUACCAUCUGUAGCCAGGCUUCUGCCAGUGCGUCAUACCCUGCCCCUUGCAUCUACUCCUGGCUCUUCUCCCUCCUUCCAACAGAGCGACAAGGUGACCAUUGUGGACCACCACUCGGCCACAGAGUCCUUCAUCAAGCACAUGGAGAACGAGUACCGCUGUCGUGGAGGCUGCCCUGCCGACUGGGUGUGGAUCAUCCCCCCGAUGUCCGGCAGCAUCACCCCCGUCUUCCACCAGGAAAUGCUCAAUUACCGGCUCACUCCCUCCUUCGAGUACCAGCCUGACCCUUGGAACACACAUAUCUGGAAAGGAGUCAAUGGGACGCCUACCAAAAAGAGAGCCAUCGGUUUCAAAAAGCUAGCCAAAGCCGUGAAGUUCUCUGCCAAGCUGAUGGGGCAGGCAAUGGCCAAGAGGGUCAAAGCGACCAUCCUCUAUGCCACGGAAACGGGGAAGUCCCAAGUCUAUGCAAAAACCUUAUGUGAAAUCUUCAAGCACGCUUUUGAUGCCAAGGUAAUGUCCAUGGACGAGUAUGACAUAGUCCAUCUGGAGCAUGAAACCCUCGUCUUGGUGGUCACCAGCACUUUCGGCAAUGGAGACCCACCGGAGAAUGGGGAGAAAUUCGGCUGUGCCAUGAUGGAAAUGAGGAAUCCCAACUCUCACCUGGAAGAGAGGAAGAGCUACAAGGUCCGUUUUAACAGUGUCUCCUCUUACUCGGAUGCACGGAAGUCUUCAAGUGAUGGGCCCGAGGCCAGGGACAACUUUGAGAGCACAGGGCCUCUGGCUAAUGUCAGGUUCUCGGUGUUCGGCCUGGGAUCGCGAGCCUACCCCCACUUCUGCGCCUUCGCUCGUGCUGUCGACACCCUCCUGGAGGAGCUGGGAGGGGAGCGCAUCCUCCGCAUGGGGGAGGGGGAUGAGCUCUGUGGCCAGGAAGAGUCUUUCAGGACCUGGGCCAAAAAGGUCUUCAAGGCAACGUGCGACGUGUUCUGCGUGGGAGACGACGUGAACAUUGAGAAGGCCAACAACUCCCUCAUCAGCAACGACCGGAGCUGGAAAAGGAGCAAGUUCCGCCUGACCUAUGUGGCUGAGGCCCCUGAGCUCACCCAAGGUCUGUACAGCAUUCACAAAAAGCGAGUGUAUGCUGCCCGGCUGCUCAUGCGCCAGAAUCUGCAGAGCCCAAAAUCCAGUCGGUCAACGAUUUUCCUGCGACUUCACACCAAUGGGCAACAGGAGCUGCGCUACCUGCCUGGAGACCACCUGGGAGUGUUCCCAGGCAACCACGAGGACUUGGUCAAUGCUCUGAUCGAAAGACUCGAGGAUGCACCUCCAACCAACCAGCUGGUGAAGGUGGAGCUCUUGGAGGAAAGGAGCACAGCUUUAGGUGUCAUCAGUAACUGGACGGAUGAGAACCGCAUACCACCCUGCACCAUCUUCCAGGCAUUUAAGUGCUACCUGGACAUCACCACGCCUCCCACCCCUCUGCUGCUACAGCAGUUUGCCUUACUGGCCACCAGUGACAAGGAGAAGAAACGUCUGCAGGUCCUCAGCAAGGGCUUGCAGGAGUAUGAGGAAUGGAAAUGGUCCAAAAACCCCACCAUAGUGGAGGUGCUGGAGGAGUUCCCAUCCGUGCAGAUGCCUUCCACCCUGCUGCUCACCCAGCUGCCUCUGCUGCAGCCUCGCUAUUACUCCAUCAGCUCCUCUCCCGACAUGUCCCUGGACGAGGUGCACCUCACCGUGGCUGUGCUCUCCUACCGCACUCGAGAUGGGGAAGGACCGAUACACCACGGGGUCUGUUCCUCUUGGUUUAACCGGAUACAGACAGAUGAAAUUGUGCCCUGUUUUGUAAGAGGAGCACCUGGGUUCCACAUGCCACAAGAUCCCCAGGUUCCCUGCAUCCUGAUUGGCCCAGGUACAGGAAUCGCCCCCUUCCGGAGCUUCUGGCAGCAACGGUUCUUUGAAAUAGAGCACAAAGCACUCAAGCCCUGCCCGAUGAUACUGGUCUUUGGGUGCCGACAGUCCAAGAUUGACCACAUUUACAAAGAGGAGACCCUCCUAGCCAAAAACAAAGGCAUCUUCAAAGAGCUGUACACAGCCUAUUCCCGGGAACCAGACAAACCAAAGAAAUAUGUGCAGGACGUGCUGCAGGAGCAGCUGGCGCAGUCGGUGUACAAGGCGCUGAAGGAGCAGGGAGGCCACAUCUAUGUUUGUGGCGACGUCACCAUGGCAGGAGAUGUCUUCAAAGCCAUUCAGCGCAUCGUCAAGCAACAGGGGCAGCUGUCUGUGGAGCAGGCUGGUGCUUUCAUCAGCAAGCUGAGGGAUGACAACCGCUACCAUGAGGAUAUUUUUGGCGUCACCUUGCGUACAUAUGAAGUGACUAACCGCCUUAGAUCUGAGUCAAUUGCAUUCAUUGAGGAAAGCAAAAAAGACGCGGAUGAGUGAGUUGAUGUGCUUAUUUUAACCUGAACAAUUGUUUCUUAAAUGCAGGUGGGUUGUGGAAUAAAACUCAGAAGGAUCCUUUUAUUUAUUUGCAUGGAUGGAGCUUGUAAUAACAGUGACAGGAACGUGUGUCUGAUUGGAAAGGCAGAAACGUAUAAAGCUGCACUCUGGUUUCUUUGAGAGAAUGAUCAUCUUAAUGGGUCAAAUCCCUUCCUGGCAUAACUAUUGCUUCCCAAAGGAAUUGCGCCAAGAUGGAGCUGACCCAUUUCAUCCACUACCCCAGCCUUUUCCAUACCACAAGCCCCUGGGACAACAGGCGCAAUGAAGCAUGAGUGGGCAGUCAUAACUUGGAGCUGGCUGAAAGUUUCCCAGUGGAGUGAAAUUCAGUGGGAACAUGCCAAUUUGAUAGAAUUGACUCGUUCUGUCACAGUGUGUCAAUGUUGUCAGUGGAAACCAAGCUGGCCACUUGUCAGACUCCCUGAGACCUAUGGCUCUGCAGAGCACACCUGGUCGUGGUAGGGGCAAACUUGCUGGCUACCCAGGGAGCUAGGCAGCCAGAGGAGCUAACUGAAGACCUGACCCUGCUCACACUAAAAUCAAAUGGCAGAAUACACAUUAGAAUCCAAGGUGUCUUUCCUGGCCUCAUGUUGACUCCC
Pelodiscus sinensis (Chinese soft-shelled turtle) is the source of this 6082-nucleotide messenger RNA. NCBI's taxonomy places the organism in Eukaryota, Metazoa, Chordata, Testudines, Trionychidae. The record is from RefSeq and is a predicted model, not a curated record.